Molecule: messenger RNA, 810 nt
Organism: Hyaloperonospora brassicae
Lineage: Eukaryota; Oomycota; Peronosporomycetes; Peronosporales; Peronosporaceae
Source: the annotation of a GenBank genome assembly
AUGAAGAAUGUCGUUCUGUUUUUCGCACUCCUCGCUGGUGGCGCGCUGCUCACAAAGCCUACUCUUGCCUCGGCUUUUGGGACAUUGACGGCGCUGGCGCCUGGCUUGUCCAUGGAUGAGGACAGCACUGUUGUGAGACAGCUGAGAGACGACGUGCCCAAGUCUGAAGACAUGGAAGAGCAAAGGGGCUUAUUCGGGAAAAUGUGGGGUCGUCCGUCGUCAUCCAGUCAACUUGUGGAAAAGUUUGAUGACCUCGCACAGCAUUCGUCGCUUUACGAUGCAUUCGAAGCGCUGCAUCUCAACGGAAUGACUCUCGUGGAUCAGCAUGAUCGUAACAUCGCGCAAAUCGAAGCGUAUCUCCUGUCAAACGAAUUUAGCAGGUUUGUCCGCUAUAUCGCGUCGGGUGGUCAUUUUCAUGACCGCGUAUAUGAAAUGCUCUACCAUUACUUCCACACGAAAUACGCGGCGCUCAUCAUCGAAUAUGCGACGAUGUCGGAAAACCUUGAAGUGCGAUUGAUAGGCAAGGAUCUGGAGUCUAUUCAGUAUGCGAAUUGGUACAUGGGCUCAUAUGAGCCCAAUGACGUUCGUACCAUGAUGACACGUAACCUUGCCGGACACUCGCCACCCUACGUCCUUGGUGACAACGAAAGGACGGAGGCGAUGUUGGUCCAUGUCAUCGAGAAGUAUCGUAUAUUUUGCGAUGAGCUCUCAGGUAAAGGCGCGACACUUGAAAGUACUCUUGCGAAGAAGAUGUCAGCUUUACCUAAGUACAAAUCCGCCCUCUUCAAGAAUGCGAAGGAGAAAAUAUAG